Messenger RNA from Danio aesculapii, 2183 nucleotides. RefSeq names its product protein phosphatase 1, regulatory (inhibitor) subunit 11 (gene ppp1r11). Gene Ontology annotation, molecular function: protein phosphatase 1 binding; protein serine/threonine phosphatase inhibitor activity. Gene Ontology annotation, cellular component: nucleus. The coding region runs from base 300 to 668 and encodes 122 amino acids. The transcript is spliced from 3 exons. NCBI's taxonomy places the organism in Eukaryota, Metazoa, Chordata, Actinopteri, Cypriniformes, Danionidae. The record is from RefSeq and is a predicted model, not a curated record.
UACGACUUCUCAACUUCUCAGAAUCCUAUCUAGCUAGUCAGCUGACUAGUUUUUGAAGCACAAUCAACCUCACGAACUGGUCCGUCCUCAAAUCCGUCCUUCCUUAAGAGUGAUUAGACUGCUGCAAAUUCAUCUCAUGCAUUCAUCUGAGAUUCAUAAAGCGACCACCUCGACAUUCUGACACCACCAGCCGACGACAGUAGUGGUUAUUUCUUAAAAUCUCAAAACCAAAGCCAGACGUUUGUCGAUUGAAGUCUAUCGAGCGCCGCUGGAAGGUUUAUUCGGGCUUCAUCAGUGCGAUGGCGGAGGUUCCAGGUACAUCGAGUGAGACGAUAACGGAGACCGUUCAGACGGGCACACCGCCUCCACCCCAGCAGGAGGGCAGAAGCCUGACCAUCAAGCUCAGGAAAAGGAAGACGGAGAAGAAAGUGGAGUGGUCCAGUGACACGGUGGACAAUGAGCAUCUCGGCCGGCGGUCCUCAAAGUGUUGCUGCAUUUACGAGAAGCCUCGACAGUUUGGGGAAUCUUCCUCGGAAAGUGAGGGCGAUGACGAGGAGGGUUGCGGGAGCGCACAUUGCAUUCUGGGACAUGGGAGAAGAGGCCAUGGACAAAGGGAGGGUGGAGGGACCACAGUGCCACCUAGUUCUGGGGGAACAAACCCUCAUUAGAUGUUAACGCCAGUGGGAGAGCUGUUUUGGAGGGAAGGGAAAAGGGCGGCGUGGGCACUACAUUCAUAAUCCCUCAUCCUCACUCACACUCCAUUACAUCACAUCAUCACCGGGUGUCAAAAGCUUCUUUUUUGAUGAAUGAAAGCUUGUAGAGCAAUGCAAUGUGAUUUGUUUUCUUCGCAGUCAUUAAUGGGAUGACUAGGAGAAAACUCUGCGAUCUGAAUGCUGCCGGAGAAUUUACGUUUGUUGUACAUAGGCAUUGGCUUUUAUUUCUUUUUGUAAAAAUCGAUAUUUAUUUCUUUGUGUUAACAACACGAUCUUACCGGUUCUGUGUCCACAAAUGUUUUAAUGAAUCGAAAAACCUUCAAAUCUAAGGUUCCACCGACUUCAGUCGAAUUUAAAAGGAAUAAAAAAAGGAAUUUUAUAUUAAAUAAAAAUUGCCUUGCGGUGUCACAAUUCUAGCAGCAGUAUUUCUUCAUAUCACUUGAUCACUUGAGGAAAUUGAGGAGUUUUAUGUGUUGUGUGCUAUAGUGAAUUUCAAUAAAAGAAUAAAUACAAAUUUCAGGAACUCAACCUUUUGAAUAUUUAUGAUCAAAUCAUCUCCAUUAGUUUUGAGUGAGUUAGUGAGUCUCCCUUCAGACAAUCAGACUAGUCAGCAUGAACAUACAAAGAAAUUGAUGUGUUUUUUCUUAGUAAAGUAGACCGAGAAACAUCUGUUAUGCUCCAAUUCAGAGCAUUAACUGGAUCAUUAAUCAGAAUUAAACAGCAGAGGGUUAUUUAAGGGAUAGAUUACGUAAAAAUGAACAUUUGCUAUUAAUUUACUCCCCCUCAGGUCAUCCUGACUUUUAAUUUUGUUGACAAUAUGGAAUAUUAGCUCAAUCUGUGGUCUUUGUUGAUUCAUAUAAUGCAAGUCUGACAUUUUGAGAGUAAAUAAAAGCACUCAAAAUGAAUAUGUGUGACUACAAAAUAUUAAACAAAAUCUGUUGAAGAAAAAGAGUCACUUUGGACUACCUGAGCAUGAGUAAAUUAACAGCAUAUUGUCAUUUAAACAAUGGGAUUGAUCUAUAAAGUUGAUCAUCCCUUCAUUCUCAUGCCUCACAUGAAAUGAGUGGAGAAAUCAGUCACCAUGCGAUGUAAGGUACAUCAUCUCAUCCUGGGCUCCAUGGCUGCUUUUAUUUAGCAGAAAUUGGUAUAAAAUCCAGCUAAAAUUGGGAACGGAGCAUGCCGUCUGGCUUUACGGUGUAAACUGAUUAUGUGUGGUAUAAAGGGUGCAUGGCUAAAUCCUGAUCAGUGGCCAAAACCAAAUGCACAUCAUCUUACCAUUGAUGUCAGAUACAGUUGAUUCCCAUCAGGACCAUCACCGCAGUCAUCUGUAUCCCAGCGUUCACAUCCAUCUGUCGUCCCUUUACUCUGAAUGCACCUGUAUGUACAUAGCAAAGGUCAUAGAGUGGAUUUAACACGAGUAAACAGAUGUUAAAUUAUGUUGUUUAUAUCUAUUAAAUGCUUAAUGAGAAA